Lingula anatina is the source of this 2293-nucleotide messenger RNA. RefSeq lists its product as uncharacterized. Gene Ontology annotation, cellular component: plasma membrane. The record is from RefSeq and is a predicted model, not a curated record. NCBI's taxonomy places the organism in Eukaryota, Metazoa, Brachiopoda, Lingulata, Lingulida, Lingulidae. Gene Ontology annotation, molecular function: protein binding.
GGCAGAUUCACCACCACACCAGAGAACUGAAAUAUUUACAACUUGACAAGGCUGCCUCAUGUACUCAAACUUCCCACUCAUCCUUAUUCUCCUCCUAUAUACCACAGUGGCAGAGUCCACUUGUCCCGCUGAAUGCAAUUGUAACACAAUCAACAACAAUGUCACCUGUGUAUUCAACAAAACAGAUCUCACCAUCCCAGACUCAAUCCCUAAUGCCACCAGGGUGCUACAAGUCCAGUUCUUGAACCCAAUGCAAACCAGACAGGCAGCAUUGCAGCAAAGUCUUUUUCCGCCGCCAUUAUUCAACCUCAAAGAGUUGGAAUUGAGGAACACUGGAGGAACGCUGGAUAUUAUCCACCCUGUAAAAAACUAUGCUUUUCAAAAUCUGAAAGAACUUCAAAGACUAACGAUCACCAACAGUUCUGUCUUCUACAUUGAACCAAAGGCCUUUCAAGGACUUGAUAACUUGAAGGUACUGGACCUGAGUUAUAACAGACUACACAAUGACAUGACUUCACCGCCAUUUCAUGACCUCGUAGAUCUGACAACGCUGGUUUUGUCGGGAAAUUUACUCACACAAAUUGAGAAUAAUCUGUUUUCCAACCUGCCUACUCUUGAAGUUUUAAACCUUGAAAAUAACAGAAUUCAGAACAUUUCUAUGGACAUUUUACUCCAUCAAAGUCAGACUCUUGAAAAGUUGGACAUCAGUGGAAAUCCACUGAAAGAGUUCGAUUUCGAAAACCUCCAAGUUCUGCACAAUCUGGAGUACUUGGACUUGUCACAAACAGGCAUCAGUGACAUUCCAAAUUUUCUACACAACCUGACAGCCAUGCCCAAUUUGGAAACAUUAGACCUGCGGUACAACAACCUCACCAAGUUGACACGUCAGGAUGCAGACGCUUUAAAACGGAGACAAAUCAAAGUGAUCUUCACUGGGAAUCCAUGGCUUUGCGACUGCUACAUACGUCCACUAUGGGAGAGGCUGAAAGAGAACAGCAAUUUGGUAUAUGGAAAACCCUACUGUGCAUCCCCAGCCUAUGUAAAAGGUCGACCAGUGUCCUCUCUCCAACAGUGGGAGGUUGCAAACUGCAACAUUAUGGCAGGGCGUGCUGUAACUGAUGCUGUGGAUACCAGCGUUGGUAUUAUUGCUGUUGCUGUAUCAUUAUUUUUCAUCCUUGGAGCUGUCCUCAUUUACACAGUAUGGACUUUUAGAAAGACAACAAUGUCUCAGACCAGUGAAAAGAAAGAGCAUUUUCACUUAUUUGGUGCACAGCCUAUUGGACAAAAAUUUGAUAGCAAUGCGACAGGAGAUUCCUCCCUCCCUAUCCUGUCAUUGCUUAAUUCUGAAACUGAUAACCACCUCAACACUAUGGUGGCAGACUCAGAGGUCAUGCAUCAGAACACCAACACUGAAGAAGCUAACAUUCCUUCUGAUUCUAAUCCUGCAGAGACUGAGGAAAGUAAUAACAAUCAACCAGAGACAGAAACCGUGUUUCAAAACCCUGUAUAUGAGGGGCAAGCAGAAAGUGCUCAACAGUUUGUGGAAAAUAACCCUGUUUAUGAGUCAAGUCAAGGCAGUUCAAGUCAAGUCCACAGGGCAUCAAAUGGUAAUCCAAAAAACACUGGAAAUGGAACUUAAUUGAUUGUAGCAUGCCCAUAAAAGACCACUUUCACUUUCUACAACAUUUUGUUUAGUAUUUGCUGUACAUCCAAGAACAAAAAAAGAAAAAUAUUUGACUUAGAGUCCACUUGUAUCACACAUUUUGUAUGUUUAACUACUUUUAAAACUUUUGAUGAAACACAAAUAUCGCAUCUUGUCUACAGUAUAUCAGAUUUUUAUGUAAUCAUUGUAUUAAACUUCUGGUGCAUAUUCGGAUCAUUGAAUGACUUACAUAAUUCAAUUUUACUUGGUAGUUUUUACAAAAGUACUAAAAUACCAUUCAAUACUGUCACUCAGUCAAAACUGCAUAGAAUCCCUAACAAUGUUUUCAAUGGUGAUGUUUAAAAAGUUACUUUUAGUGUUGCUGCAUAUUCAUCAAUACAAAAAAAAAUAAAUAAAUAAAUAAAACAAAAUUCCAUAAUGUAGUAGGCAUUUUUUUCUAAUCAGCAUUUGCUGUUCAAUGCAACUUUGUGUCUCAUGUACAUAAAAAUUUCAUGUCAUCUUCAUGCACAUUGAACAAUAAUGCUCAGUUUAGAAUAUUUCACAAUAAAUGUAUCCAACGUGUACAUUGAUUCAACAACUGUGAUUUUUUCAUAAAGUUUGCCAAGUUCAGCAAGAACUCUACAUUGUGCU